This is a messenger RNA of Nematocida major, 2712 nucleotides long. RefSeq lists its product as uncharacterized. Lineage: Eukaryota; Fungi; Microsporidia. The record is from RefSeq and is a predicted model, not a curated record. The coding region runs from base 1 to 2712 and encodes 903 amino acids. The transcript has a single exon.
AUGAGAAUAUGGGGUAUUUUACUAGUGCUAUGUAGAAUAAGAUCAAGAGUCACACUUAAAGAUCUUUUAGACCUGCAGAAAGUCGAAUUAGAAGCCAGAAAUGGAUGCAUAGUGGGCGUAAAUCCUUUAGGCCCACUAAAUCUGGUCCGGGGGUAUCUAUAUCACGAAAAUGGGCUAAUUCACAAUAAGCGUUUUUUUUCUCCUGAAAUAGACACAGAAUAUAGCCUGUCUCCCUGCACAGUUCAGAAUGAAAAGAAAAAAAAGGAAAAGCACAUAUACGAAAGAGAGCCAGUAAAAGACAAGUGCCGCCGCGCAUGCAGCAGCACAGAGAUAAAAGAGUAUGCCGAACAAUACCACAGCGCUCUUAUAAUGAUGUUUCCCUCUCCAAACGCCAACAUUGGAAUCGAGGUUGGGCGGGAUAACAGCUUCACGCGCUUUCUUCGCCAAGGAUGCACCAAAAAGCAAGCAAACUACAUUCUUGCUUCGCUUCUGCUUCUGAGCGAGGGGAUUGACAUAUACAUCUGCUGCACGGAGGGACUUGUUACGUUGAAAAAAAAAUACAACGGAGAAGAGCUACUUUCUGUGUCCACAAAAAUCAUUUCAAAUAGUGGCGAGGGCAAAAAAACUGCAUCUCCACAAAAGCAGGCUGCCUCUGUUAUCAACUUUAUAAAAAAGUGGCAGAAAACGCACUCUGAGCCAAGCAGUCUGGAAGAGUUUAAGACCGGUGAUUUUCUAAACAGCACGCAGUUCCUUGUGCACUCGUACAUAUUUGAAUACAUAGACGAAAAAACAGAUGCUGCAGAAAUUAUUCAAUGUGCGCACGAGCUGCUGGGCGACGCUUUGCAGUGCGCAACUGAACAAAAAGCAGUGCGCGGCGCAAAGAAAGGCAGAGUCUUUUCCAUGGAUAGAUUUUUCAUCCCGAAGGAAGAUGCCAAGAAAAAAGGCGUGUUUUUGGAGGAGCUUAAAAAAAUAGAAGUGAGCAUGAGAAAGUAUGCACGCCUCCCGUUUUCUAACUCAAGCCAGAUGCCUGAAUACAAGCAGAUUCCAAUGCACACGGGAAAAGAGGGCAUGCAAGAGACAGACGUAAAAAAAGCAUUUAGCAAUUGCGUGGAAACAUGCAUAUAUACGAUGUUUUGCUGCCUUGCGUACAAUCCGGACAAAGCAAGGUACUCCUUGGAUAAAGUGCCCAAUGCCAAAGGCCCACUGAAAAGCUUUUUUGGCAACCACACUGCGCCAGAUGGGAGAACAAGCAUAAGCACUCACCAAGAGUGGAAUGCUGUAGUUUCCCGCCUGCCCUGUAAGGAAAUUAUAUACAGGAGGAAAGAAAAAAACGAGCUGAUAACAGAUGCGUUAAAUAUCAUGCAGGUUAUAACCUACAUUACGGGAAGGCUUGAAAAAAAAGAAGAGAAGGCCAGAAUGAACAUGCUCUUGGAGAGGGUGCGAACAAAAAACAUCAAAGACACGAGCUUGUGCAAAGACAUAACAGAGUAUGUUGUUGAGACUCUUCAGGUACUAUCUGUCAACCCGUGCAUUGAGGUGUUCUGCGAACACCUUUCAAUAGAAAAAGACACCAAGAGCUCUAGCAUGGUUGUGCUGGGAAAAAUCAUUCUGAAGUGCAAAUUCAAAGGCAUAACCCAAAGCAUGGUAAUUUCGCUAAAAAAUGGACAUGCGGGCUGUGCGCUUGUUCCAAAAAGCAUAGAUAUUAAAGAAGAAGAGAAAACGGCACUUGAAAAGACAAGGUCUGUUUAUGCGAAAAGCAGCGCCUUUGCCGAAAUGCUGUUUUUACAAUACAUAGAGAACAUUUGGAUUAAGUCGGAAUAUGAGCCUAAAGAAGUAAUAGGCCCAGAAGUAAACAGCAUUCUUGAUGCAGCAAUGCAACGCUCUCUGCCCAGCAUAAACAGACUGUUUAUGAUGAAGGAGUUGCAGCAUGAUAGCUUUAGAAGAAACUUGUGUGCACACAUUCCCAUGUAUGGGAGAGAAAAGGGGUUCAGCGCGACCAAAGAAAGCCCAGUUACUUGGCUGGUUUCAAAUUUUCUGGGCAGCCUUCCGCUGGACGACGACAGCAUAGAAAAAAGCGUGCUCAGCGUGUUUAUAUUUACAAACCAGCUAAAGACGCUCUAUAGCAGGAUAAAUCUAAGCGAGCAGAAGUACCUGGAACUGCUUGAGGGUUCAUUUUUCACUGGGUGCGCAGCAGUAAACAACGCAAAGUACACACAGUAUUUGCCUGUUGUUUUGGAAAGAAUAGCUGGGUAUGCAGAGGAAGAAAGAAAGCCUCUCAAAACGUGUUUCGCGAUAAAUGACCCAAGAUCCAUAACCUUUUUGUUCGAUUGCUUAUUUAGGGACGCAACACUAGAGCAUGCAAAUAAGCUGAACGCCAUCAUUGACCAGCAGUGCGGGGAGGAGAGUCAUAAAAAAAAGAGCCUGUUGGGUGUUGUAUGGUUUAUUAUGGCCUGCGUAACAAAGGAAUACCCCAGAAACCUAAUUAAAGACCUGUACCUUGCCAUGGAUCUAGAUGCAUGCGAUAGAGAGCAUAAGGUUUUUGAGUACCUAUGCAAGAAAAUAUAUGCUCUUAGAGUUAGACUAAAGGUCAGAAAUAGUACAAUAGAGUUCUACGACUCAAACAAAAAAUUUGCGGAAAUAAUUGGCAUUGUUGAGACAUGCACAUCUAUGAGGAAAUACCCGAAUAACAAUUUUGCUAUACAUUACAGAUAA